Molecule: messenger RNA, 660 nt
Organism: Eimeria tenella
Lineage: Eukaryota; Apicomplexa; Conoidasida; Eucoccidiorida; Eimeriidae
Exons: 1
Coding region: 1-660 (219 amino acids)
Source: RefSeq, a predicted model, not a curated record
AUGAGGGCUUUCAAUCCCCUUUCCGUGGCACUAGCUGUUUGUCUCUGGCUAGCUGCUGCUGCCCGCAGCAGCAGCAGCAGCAGCAGCAGCAGCAGCCUGGAGGCGAUUCUGAAGAGCGCGGGCCGCGCCUUCCCCGAGCAGCGCCCAGCAGCAGCAGCAGCAGCACGCAGCAGCACGGACCUCUUCGCCGUCGGCUCUUGGCUAGCUGACUCCUUCUCAGCAGCUAGCCACCAGCUAGCCAUGGCUGGCCUGGGCCUUGGGCUGCCGGACGCGCAGCGGCGGCUGCGGCCGCAGGGAGAAGCAGCAGCAGCAGCAAGUUUGCUGCUGGGGUCUCAGGCCCCCGUUGCUGCUGCUCCGUGGCUGCCUGCUGCAGCAGCAGCAGCGCCGGUGGGCUCGACGGUGCAGCAGCAGCGGCAGCAGCCGCAGCAGGAGCGGGAGCUUGCUGCAGCAGCAGCAGCAGCAGCGCAGGCGCUGCAGCAGCCCCCGGUGUACGUACAGCCCAGGGCCCGGCAAACCCUUUUUAAUAUUUCAGCUGCUCUCAAAAGUAUUCAAAAAACCUCUUCGCAAACAAGAUUGAAAGAUGUCGACCGCGCAGCUCUCAGCCACCUCACUGCAGCAGCAGCAAAGGCCGCCGCGGACGUCGAGGUGACUAAACCCUAA